Drosophila takahashii is the source of this 985-nucleotide messenger RNA. The record is from RefSeq and is a predicted model, not a curated record. NCBI's taxonomy places the organism in Eukaryota, Metazoa, Arthropoda, Insecta, Diptera, Drosophilidae.
ACAACACACAUAUCUAAUAUACAUGUUUAUAGCACCCAGCAGGUGGUCAGAAAGGGGGUGGUAUCAUAACCGCGGAGGAAGAUGAGUAAACGAAAUCCACAGCCCUCUCCCCGUACUUCAACGGGCCAACGCAAGCCGAAUGUGCAAAAGACGACUAUUCCUCCGCCUCCGCCGAAGCCCCCUCCCCCGGCUCCUGUCCCUGCUCCAGCACCACCUCCGAAGAAGCCGACGCAGCCUCGAGUAGAAUCACCGAUUCUGAGCCCGAUAGCAUCCUCAGUGGCCUCCAGGAGCCAACGAUCGAACAUCAGCCUGAAGAGGCGUCACCUCAUCUGGGUCUACCUGCUGCACGCGAUUCUUUCGACCUGCGCGGUCAUCCAACUGGUGACCCUGCGAGUCCUCAAAAAGGACUUUGGCAAGCUGAUCAGCCCCACGAUCCCGAGCUUCCUGUGGCUGCUCCUGGCAGUGGCCUGCGUUAUGAUCCUGGCCUUUGUGUACUUCGCCAACCAGUGUCCCUGCAACUGCCUGCUGGCCAUCGUCAUCGUGGAAUUGAUGGUGCUCUUUGUGAAUAGUGAAAUGUGGCCGCGUGUCUCGAUGUCCUGGGUGGCUGGUGUCCUCAUAAUCGUCGUGAUCUUGAGCAUCCUGCUCUACAUGAUGGGCAUCUUUCUGCCGCUGAAGGUGCUGCCGGGUCCCGUUUUCAUGAUCAUCCUCACAUUAUGCUGUCUAGUGAUUGUCGUCUCGAUCUACGUCAUUGUGUAUCUGAAUGGCAAUCGCUACAUGUUGCGUUAUGUGUCCAUGGUCAGUCUGCUCUACGCGGCCACCCUCAUCCUCUUCACCAUCACCGUCGUCCAUCAGCGGAGGUUCGAGUACAUGGACCGAUCGGAUAACGUCCUGCAGGCCUCCGUCCUGGCCCUGAUUUUCGUCUACAUGAUACAUGUGGUCUCCACGAUUGUUCGAUUCGGCCAGCAUCUGGUUGAUAAAGUAUAAA